Messenger RNA from Chiroxiphia lanceolata (lance-tailed manakin), 1759 nucleotides. RefSeq names its product RNA polymerase II subunit M (gene POLR2M). NCBI's taxonomy places the organism in Eukaryota, Metazoa, Chordata, Aves, Passeriformes, Pipridae. Gene Ontology annotation, cellular component: nucleus; intracellular anatomical structure. The record is from RefSeq and is a predicted model, not a curated record. Gene Ontology annotation, biological process: transcription elongation by RNA polymerase II; intracellular signal transduction. Gene Ontology annotation, molecular function: transcription elongation factor activity.
AUGUCGUUACCGGGCGGCGCCGAUGGCGGCGAGUCCGGGCUGCGCGGGCGGGCGCUGCCCGAGUCCGGGACAUGCUGCUGCGGCAGGAGCGGAUGCUGGCGGAUAGGUGAGGGCGGGCGGGGCAGGCAGCAGAGGACGAGCCGCUUCGUAUUGCGGGGACACGGACAGGCCGCACGGACCCGCCCGGCGCUCCGGCUGCCGGGAAUGCGGGAGAUCUCUGAUUUUGCUGAAAAGCUGAAACUUGCCAUUUUGCAAGAGGAGGAACUAGCCAGGACUGCUGAGCUCUUAUCUGCUGUCAGGUUGGAGUUUCAGGCAAAACAGGAGGAAAUUAAUACGAGCAAACAGGAAAACAAAGAUGCACUGAACUGUGAAGAUUCCUCAGACUUUAAUGAAAACUCUAAUAUUAAAGAAGUUUCUGAGAUUCCUUCCAAAAGGCAGGAGGCAGAUUGUAUUGAGGAAGGUGCCACAAGUACAGCUUUGGAAAAUCAAAGGACUCAGAAGAAAAAUGAUGAAGUAAAGACUGUUAAAAAAGAUCAGAAUCAUUCUAUUGAAGUUGUCUCCACAUCAGCCACAAGCAGUCAUCUGAAAAAUGAUCAGCACAUCUCUCAGAGCACUACUGAAAAUGGUACAGAAAGUGGAGCUACUUUGGAUGACAGCAAAGACACUCUGGUGAUGCCUUUCAAAAAUUACAAUUGUAGAUGGAGGGUAACAGUGAAAAAAUAUUGGAAAAAGGGCAGAAUGUGGCAAAACAUAAGGGCAAUGUGUUUGGAAGCCUGUAUCCCAAGACACCAUUACAUUGAAGUUCUGGAGGCUCGAGCCAAGAACCCAGUCAUAAAGAAAAGCAAAUUUAAAACAAAUGCUUUUGGAACUGAAGGUGUUCAACCCUGUGCUGCAAGUUUGGGUCACAACUUAUGUGUUUUAUGUCUUCACAAGAUUAUCAGGAGAGCACAGUGGGUCAUCUCUUGGUUCCUCAUCCAGUCGAUCCCUGGGGGACUUGGCUCUCCAAUUUCUGCUGAAGAAAGACGACUCAAGGAUAAGAAACUGGAUGAUAUCACAGCAGCUCGACUGCCACCACUUCACCACUCCCCUGCUAAGCUCUUACCCAUGGAGGAAUCCAUAGCAAUUCAGAUACAGCAAAGGAAGCUUAUGAGGUAUGAAUUUACUGAAAUGCAAGCCAAGCUGGCAGCACAGAAGCUUGCAGAGAGACUGAAUAAAAUGCUCAGGUUUGAACCAGAGGGAGAGGCCUCAAUGCGUACAGAGAAGUGAGAGAUGAGAUUAUUUUUCAGCAGAGGACUGAAUUCAAGAAGGGAUGUCUGAGGAUGCGCCAUGUAACUGAUCUUUGUGCAGUACUUCUUAAAACCCAAACCUGAAUAUUGAGAAUGCCCAAUCUAAUAAUUUUUUUCUUAAAAUUUUCACAUUACAGCUACGGGAGGGGUUCAGUGUAAACCUCAUAAUAUACAUGUGACUAAGUGGUAACCUGAGUGCUAUUGGGAACUGUUUUUAACUUGGGGCUGUUAAUCCUUGUGGAAUGCCCCCACAGUGUUCAGCUUUAGCAAAGUGAGCUCUUUAAUACCCUUUUGCAGGCUAUGAUGGCUCACCUACAAGAGAAGGUUUCUUCUGUGCAGAAAUAUGGUUGCAAAGGGCACACUUGUCCAUAAAGUAGCUAAGGUGCCUGUGAACUGCUCACACGUAUGAAAGCUCUUGUCUUGUACAAAUGGGAGAUACUUCUUUUAAUAUUCUCUUGCUUUUACCUUGUGGU